GUGUCACGGGACUACUCAGUGACCGUAAAUCGUCAUUCCCCUGGAGCACUUUAUGAAAAUAAAACCGAGGUUUCCAAAUUUUGAUUUGACCACUCGUCGACCUCGAUCGCGCCAUGGCAAGGCGGCAUUGUACAAAGGCGGUACAAUCGAUGACACAGAGCUUCGCGGUAACAUAUACAGGUUUUCUCAACGCGAGACGUGACGUUCUGACGUAGCGCCGGUGACGAAGCCGCGCCGCGUCUGUUUAUAAAUAGUGUACAUCGGGCAAGUGAUACAUAUUCGACGUAACACCGGCUCGGCCGCAGUAGAGCCCGCGUCGUCAUCACAGUCGCGCGCCGGUCAUGCCUGCAAUUGUUUCGCAGUGAUCAUGUGCUUGUUGACGUUAAUACUGUGCGUCGGGGUCGCCUCGAGCGCCAGCGUUUACCGCUCCGGUGGUGGUCAGGAUUAUGAGUACUGCGGUGGCGCACAUUCGAUUAAUGAAAACCAGCCGCCGCUCGGGCUGCCGCCUCCGCUCGGGCAUCGGCGUCAGAUCCGGCUCCUCGACGACAGACCUGUGCGGGAGAAUUACGAUUACGGUGGUGGGGGUCAUCAUCGGGAGGAACGGCAGGGCUUCGAUAGGAGGCACGGUCGCGGGGACCGUGCCGCACUAGGUCUUGGCCCGAACGGGGCCCAACCGUCCGGCGACAGGUACGGCGAGGCCCCCGGGCUCGGGCCCGGAAGGCCGCCGGCCGGGCCGCCCGCGAACCCGCCCCGGACCGAGCGUCGGGGCUUCGGCGACAGAUCCAACGAAAUCACUGACGAGAGCAUCGACAGAAUACGGACGACUAUUUACUCCAACGUCCCGACGGACCGGCGGCCACUCUACGCCGACGCCUACGGACACGAGCAACACAAUUUCAACAAUCGACGGUCGGGGAGCGAUAACGAGUAUCGCGGAGCGGGCGGUGCCGGGCCGGCUGGCGGCGACGACAGGCGGGACCCCGUAGCCGACGCGAGCCAGUCCCGAGAUGACAGCAGGUGGGGAACCAGCGACAAGAACACACGACGAGAACCCAAUACUACGUUUGGGUCUCGUGGAGCGCAUACCGAGGCUGCGGCGAACGACCGGCCGGCCGAGCCGGGCGCGAACGGCGACGCGACCCGCGGCCGGGGGGCCGGGGUGGACUCCACCUGGGUGUGGAGCUCCAACGCGGAGACGACCACGACCGCUAGCACCACCCCCAUGGAUCUGGACAACCGCGCCAGCUUCAGCGGUGACAACUGCCCCACCGGCCAGAUCAAGGUCGAAGGCAAGUGCGUGGAGACCCACUAGAGUGCAGAGGCGGCUUUCGGCGACCUCGCGGGAGUGUCAAACAUUUUUAGACGCAUCGGAGAUUACCUGUAUCUCUGUGUAUAAGUUACGGUGUACCAAUAUUGUGGCACCCUACCGGUGUCUUGAUGUGAGCUUUAAAAGAGAGUGAAAUAUGUUCCAUGUCAAGUGUACUUACCUGUUUCUGGUUUACUGUGAGCUCUAUCAUAUUGUCAAUAUAAUAUCAAUUAAUUUAUUGCCUAAAUGAAAUUGUUAAAAAUUUGGAAGUGCUUUAAUUUAGUCAGAAGUUAGUAUAGUUGUUAAAAUAUUAUUUAUUUGAUACUCUGGCAUUUGAUCAAAUCAAUUGCUCGCUAGUAGGUAUAAAAGGGAGGCACUAAUGUCCUUUUUAAUAAUUAUAGUCUUAGUUUAUACAAUUUUCCUUGUAAUAUGUAAACACUUCACAGUGUACAUUUAGUUUGCAACCAAUAUUAUAAUAUUAUUAACAUUAACCGGCGCCUCUUG
This is a messenger RNA of Aricia agestis (brown argus), 1810 nucleotides long. RefSeq lists its product as uncharacterized. The record is from RefSeq and is a predicted model, not a curated record. The transcript has a single exon. The coding region runs from base 368 to 1312 and encodes 314 amino acids. NCBI's taxonomy places the organism in Eukaryota, Metazoa, Arthropoda, Insecta, Lepidoptera, Lycaenidae.